AUGUCAAUUGCAGUCUGUGAAACAGAUCAUAUCUAUUACGCGUAUCCUCUUUCAUCCUUAAUGUUUCCACCUGGCUUUACAAUCUAUGCAUCACUCGCAACACUUGUACAUUUCCUUAUAGUUAUCCCAUUCCAUCAGAUUUUAGCUCUUUAUUUUGUCGAAAACGGUGUAUUGAAGUUGGCCUCUACAAAAGGAAGACAAAUAGACGAUACAGAGAAAUCUAGUGUUAAAAAACCAGAUGAACCAAGCGAAUUCAGUGCAUCGACAUCAGGAACAGCUCAAAUUCUUAAUCCAGAACCUUUAUUAGGAACUCCUGAAGUCAAGAAGCCAAAAUACUCACGAAAGAUCCUAAUAUUCUUCUCAUUCGUCAAUCAAUUUACAAUAUUUGCCCUCCUCGGCAUCAUUUGGAGUGCAAUUGGAAAAACAUUCCCAGAAUUCUUAGAUACUUACAUAGGAAGACUUGAAAUGGGUACAUAUGCGGCAGGAUUGUUCUGCAAUGGUGUAGUUAUGUGGUACCAUCCUUUCAAAGGUGCUCCAGUCUUAGAUUUGAUCUUUUCUAUUAUUUGUCACUUUUGCAUUUCUCCAGUUUUGUCUGGAGCAUUCUCUGUAUUGCUCAAGCAAGACAAGAAUAUCACAAAGUAUUUGUUAUUCGCAAACAUUGCUCCAACAUCUAUUUAUGGCUACCAAUUGUCUCAGAAUUUGAUGUUCGGUGAUUCUAUUAUUUCUUACACACUUUACUGGACAUCAUUCUUGAUCCUCCCUGUCAACUUGAUUUUAACUGCUAUAUUAAACCUUACUAAAUUGUUUGAUUAA
This is a messenger RNA of Trichomonas vaginalis G3, 813 nucleotides long. RefSeq names its product auxin efflux carrier component 1B-related family. Bases 1 to 813 code for a protein of 270 amino acids. Gene Ontology annotation, biological process: transmembrane transport. The transcript has a single exon. Lineage: Eukaryota; Parabasalia; Trichomonadida; Trichomonadidae. The record is from RefSeq and is a predicted model, not a curated record. Gene Ontology annotation, cellular component: membrane.